GACUUAUACAAUUGUAAUUACGUAUUGGAUGAUCUGAUAUCUUUGAAGUUAAUCAUCAAGAAAGCCCAUGAGCAAUGUACACAGUGAGAAGAACUUGGCUCGGAGCUUUUUCGACAUAACUGGCUAUCUUUAAUCAGUCCGUGGUAUGUCCACGGUGUACCAGAGGACCGAACGCCUACAGCUACAUUACAUCCUGCCCCUUCAGGGUGCAUCAAUUUCGUCCGACGUUGGUUCGCGCAGUCCGCGCCGCCUCCAGAUAAACCAAAGAGUCACUGCUGAUCCAGAGAAUGCGAUUGUGAUGAUUAUAUACACCCAGAAGUUUGAUGCAACGGUCAAAGCAUUCUCACGCUCAGAGUAAGC
Didymella exigua CBS 183.55 is the source of this 360-nucleotide messenger RNA. RefSeq lists its product as uncharacterized. The coding region runs from base 146 to 358 and encodes 70 amino acids. The transcript has a single exon. The record is from RefSeq and is a predicted model, not a curated record. NCBI's taxonomy places the organism in Eukaryota, Fungi, Ascomycota, Dothideomycetes, Pleosporales, Didymellaceae.